Molecule: messenger RNA, 708 nt
Organism: Angiostrongylus costaricensis
Lineage: Eukaryota; Metazoa; Nematoda; Chromadorea; Rhabditida; Metastrongylidae
Source: the annotation of a GenBank genome assembly
AUGGAAAAAAGCGAUUCGAUUCCUCAUACCUAUAAGCCGAGACGAUUUCAUUGGUAUAUUCGUCCAAAGGAUCGAGAUAUCCUCAAUGAGAAAAAUAAUCUAUCUACUGCAUCGGAUCCCAAUCAGCAGCUUCUUUCAUGCAACAAUAAACCCGACUCCCACUCUACAGCCAGGUAUCGCUUUUGUCGUGGUGGUGUGUCGGCUAAAUAUCUUUCGAAUAUGAUAACAAUAGCGUUAAUACAAGAGAUUAGUGUAGGUCUGAUAUUGGCAACAGCGUCGCCGAACUGGUUUCGUGAACCACGCUUCGUGAUUUUGACGGCAUGUCGUGUUGCUCAGCUUCUGCCGUGUUUUCUGGCAUUGGCAGGAAAUUAUACAAAUAACGCAACUCUAUUAGUACCGUUCAUGCUUUCACAGAUUUCUCUUGGUAGCUAUGCUGAUUUAUCAACAUACAUGCUACUGAUCCAGAAUUUCCGAUCCACAUAUCCGGAUUUCUGGAUUUUUGUCAGCCCAAUGUUAUAUGUCGUGUUGCCAAUAUUCAUUUAUGCCAUAUUGCUGUUGUUGUGCAUAUACAUCACCAACAAAUCAAUCAAAUUUGUCACAAUGAAACGAUUAGUGUCAAAGAUUUGGUCACCUUCUCGCCUUUUGCUGCCUUACAUCCAAUCAAAUGACAGUCAAGAAACGACACGAGAGCUAAAAGUUUCGGUAUAA